CAAAACAGUAUCUUAAAUGUCAACUAUAAAGUUUUUAUUGACGAGGACAUAAAUACAAGCAGAAUUUGAAUAAUUUGUAUAUCAGUUUAAUAAGCGCAUCUUAUCGUAUCGUUUUCUACAUUUGGAUUUAUUUUGUACGCUUUAAGUUUUUAUCGUUAAAAAUUUGUUUUCGAAGCAUAAAAAAGAGCAAACUCCUGCUUUCGAAAAAUUAUUAGAUUCAAUGUGUAGUUGAAGGAAAAAAAUGGAAUUAUUCAGAUUUUUCUAAACAAUUUAGUGAAUUUAUAUGUACAAUGUAUGUUUGCCAUAUUUGUGGUGUUAAGAAUACAUCUCUAACACCAUUUGCAAAACACCUGUUUCAACAUCUAAGUCAACUUUGUUACAUUUGUUUCCCAUGUACGGAUUUUCUUACAUCAAGAUUCCAAAAAAGUUAUAUGACAAACAAUGUAUUUUUUGUGUCUGAAAAAAAUUCUUUUGAACCUUCUGAGGAUGAAUCUUCAGAAAGAACAACUCAUUUAUGUGGAGAAUGUCAUAAUUGGUUUCCUGAUUAUAAAGAUUUUUUUCUUCAUUUGCAUGUACAUAAGCAAGAGCUUUAUCAAUGUCCUACAUGUGUUUUGUCUUUUCCAACCAAUAUUGAACACAUUCAUGUCGACAAACUGCCUGCAUUUAAUUGCUUGAGAUGUAAAUCAACAUUUGUAGCAGAUCCUAAAUGUAAUAUUUUUGAACCUUUGAUAUUCUGCAACAUAGAGAAAUUGUCAUCACAUGAACCAGAUAUGAGAGUUAUAAACCAACUUGUCAAAGAAUUCAAAUUAUGUUUUACAAUAAAGAACAGAAGUAAAGAAAAUAGCAUUAUUGCCAAUUCUAUCACUAGUACUUCACAUGUUAAAAGCUUUAGUAAAGAAAAUCUUUCAAAUUUAAUUACAAAUUCCUCAUUAAAGGCAAAUGCAAAACCUGUUAAAAGUUUUAAUAAAAAACAAGUCUCAUUAAAAAUUCAUAAUGGUGGUCAUAAUUCAAAAUAUAUAUCCCCAGAAAGGGAGAUAUUAAAUUCGUCUAAUGUAGCUCAUAGUAUCAAUUCAAGCACUCAUGAUAAAAAGGACUCUUGUAAAACUUGUUUUGAAGGAAAUGCUUUUUCAGAUAGCUUUUCUAUGAACAAUUCUCUUUGUUCAAGUACUAGUUUCCAUUCUCCUUCAUCAUGUGGCUCUCCCGAGAUUCAUCAUUGUAUGAAGCAACAUGAAGAUUCAUCCAAGCAUCAAAUUCAACAGACAGUGGAUUAUCCAGCUGUGCCUUACAAGGACAUGAUAGAAUGCAAAUCAUAUGCUAACGAUGCAGAGGGAAACAAUAGUUUGUUAACUAUAAGGAGCUGUCUAUCAUCACCUGUGAAGACUGUGGAAGUUAUUCCAAAUAAGGAGAUAUCUGAAAACAGUGCUUUGCUUAAAAAAGUAUGUUCAAAAAUUUUUUUAAAUUCUUCUGUUUCUGGAAAUUCCUCUCUUUGGACGAACUCUGAUGUAUUACGAAACCAUGAAACACCAUCCAGAAAUAUUGCGAAGUCUCUUUAUAAUCAAAAUUUAGAAACGGAUGCCAUUGCAUCAACAGAUAGUUUUUUAAUUUCAAAUGAUACAGAAUUGCUGAAAAAGAAAGUUCUUAAAAAUUCUGAAAACAAUCAGCUUGCUCUAAUUGACUCGCAGUCUGUUAAGAAUUUUGAUGCUGGACAUGAUAAUUUAUAUAUUCAAAAUAGUUUGACACCUGUGAAUGAUGUGCAAACUCAAACUAUUGAAGUUUCAGGUGAAAAUCAUGACAUUAUGCAUUCUUCAGAUAACUUAAUUUUACAAAAAAAUUCUAAUUCAAGGUUGGAUGGAAAUGGUGCUGUAUAUCUUAGUGGAUUGAAAGUUGGUGAUACUAUACUCAUAAAUUAUAACCAGAACAAAGAAAUUGCAAAAAAUUUAUAUCCCUUCAGGAAAUUUCAGGCUUCAGAUACAGAUGGUUGGCUAAGCAUACCAGUGGAAUUGUUAACACCUUUAGAUUGCAAGCAGAAUGAGGCAGUAUGUUCAAACAAUUCACCUAUUCAUGGAAAUUUCUCCAUGAUUUCAGAUCAAAAUAAAGUUAUUGAUGAUAUUUAUUUACAAUCUAUAAGUGCUAUAGAGUCAAGGAAGCAGCAAGAUGUUUCUUUGAAUAGUUUACAAUGUGUGAAUAUUAGUGCAUCGGAUGGUUUUCAGAAUAAUCAACAUUCUGUUAAUUUGGAGACACUAGGAAGUUUAAGCAUUGGUGAUUCACAGCCAGAGUUAAACAAUUCAGAGCUACUGAAUAAUGAAAAUCUCAAAAGUUCUUCUUAUUCAAAUAAUAAUGCUCCUAAAUAUCAUGAUAAUUUUCAGAAUAGCACUAAACCUGUAAGUAUUUCAUUAUGUAACAGAUCUGACAAUUUAAAUUACAAUAUUUCUGUAGAUGAAAAGUGCAUGAAUAAUGAUUUAUUUGAUGUAGAUCAAAACUAUAAAUGUUCAAAAGUUGCAAACAUUGAUGGUUUUCCAGCAGAUUUAAAUAAUUUGAAACCACUAGCUAAUGAAAACACCCAAAAUACUAUUUAUCCAAACCUUAUGCCCCCUGAACAUAAAGUCGGUGGGAACAUUAAUUCAGAAACAAAUUCAGGUUGUCAAAAAUCGGUAAGAUCUCCUGGAUCUAAAGAUUAUGACAGAGCAGAAUUGUUUGAUUAUGAGGAUGUUCUAAUUGAAAAUCCAUUGCUUAAGGAUUCAAAAGCAGAUCCUAUUCAUUUCAAUUGUUUGAGAUCUGAAAACAAUGAUAGUACAAAAUCAGUGGAAAGAGGUAGUGUAUCUAUCCCAGAUUCUACAAAUAAUAAUUCUAAAAGUGGGACAGAAAAGAAUCAUUGUUCUACAAAGAACGAAAAAGCAAAUCAAGUGUUAAAUAAUUCAAAAAAAUUAUUAGUUGGAUUGACUAAACUGCCCCACUAUGUUCGUAGUUAUCGAACUUACAAGAUUUAUGAACGAUCCCAGAAACGAAAAUUAGCUUUACAAAAAAAGAAAAAAUUGAAAUCUGCAAAUAAAAUUAUUUCAAAUCUAGGCAAUGGUCUUCUAAGUGCCCCCCUUGAGAAUGACAGUUUAGCGAUAGGCAAUUGUAUAAAUGUUCAUAAUGCAUCAACUUUAAUUGAUACAGAAACAGUUGGCAAGGAAAGUAAUUUUCAAUUGCAGUCAUCUUGUGGUGCUAGUCCUACAGAGCUGAUAAGUAUAUCACAUCCUACUAAUUUACAUACAAUGGAAAAUUCUGAAACAAUAGAAAACGAUUUUGUUUCACUUGAUUAUUUAAAUCAACAACCAUUGAAAACUCCUGUGUUCAACAGCCAUGUUAAAGAGGAGUUCAAUAUUUGUAAUCAGAAAUUUGUAGAGCAAGCAAAAACACCAAUUGUAUCAACUUCAGUGGGUGCAGAAACAUCUUACAUAAAUAAUGGUUCUCAAUUGCUGCCAUCAUAUAUUUGUCCACCAGAUGUGGCAAACAAAUAUUCUACAGAUCUGCAUACUGUGGAAUAUGGUUCUGUCGUUGGAAAUUAUGCUUCUCUUCAUCGUUUGAAUUAUCAAUCAGUGGUAACUCCUGUGUCAUUACCCAAGAGCUGUGUUAAACAACAGUUAGAUUUUUACAAUCAGCAAUCAACAGAAGAAAUAGAAAGCCCAGUUAUAAUGUGUGAUAACAACGAGUCUUAUAGAAUUCUUGUAUCAGAUUCUAAUCAAACAUAUGCACAAUCGACUCCUAAUUCUAAUGAAUUAAAUUCUUGUCAGUUAUCUGUGCCAUUAACAAACACUUCAGAAUUAAAUUCUUGUCAUCAGCAGGUGGCAUCAUUGACAGAAAACUCGAAAAGCUGUGAUAAUUUGUUUGAAUCUGAAUUACUGGAUAUUGAGCAAGUACCUGUGCUAAUUACUGAUUCUUCAUCAUCUACUAAUAACACAUCUUGUUUGGAAAUGCUUCACAUGUCUUAUCAGGUGAAUAAUAAAAGUCGAUGUAAUUUAGUAAGUCCACAUCUUCCAAGUACAAGCGAUAGUUUCUACUUAAUGUCUAAUUAUCAAAAUAACUUUGAUGCUGAAUGUUAUCAGAAAUCUCUUGAAAAUAUGGAUGCAUUCUGCCUUUGGAAAACUGAAUAUCAGCUAAAAUACCUCAAGGAUCGCAUUAAACACAUAAAUGAAACUUUGGUUGAAGUUGAGAGUAGACAAAAUGUGAAAUUUCUAGAACCACGAAUUUUGCUGUACAAAUUGCCAGAUUCUGUUUAUGAAAAAUAUUUGAAAAAAAAGCCAAUAAUGUUGACAAAUAUACUACCUAUAAUUACUGAUGUUCAUUCUCUUUCAAGUGAAAAAAAUGGGCUUUUUAAAAUUUAGAUGGACUUUUAAUUUUGGUCAAGAAUUAUAUACUAUAUGUAUAUGCUCAGGUGCCUUGUAUUUUGUUGUGUGUUUUGUAUGUGUCUUGCUGGUUUAUGGCUAUUAAUAAUAUAAUUUAAAUUUCAUGAUCUGCCAUGAAAUUUCAUAUUUUAUAAAUUAACU
Argiope bruennichi is the source of this 4529-nucleotide messenger RNA. RefSeq names its product protein PF3D7_1417600-like. The record is from RefSeq and is a predicted model, not a curated record. The coding region runs from base 291 to 4367 and encodes 1358 amino acids. The transcript has 2 exons. NCBI's taxonomy places the organism in Eukaryota, Metazoa, Arthropoda, Arachnida, Araneae, Araneidae.